Messenger RNA from Adineta steineri, 1152 nucleotides. NCBI's taxonomy places the organism in Eukaryota, Metazoa, Rotifera, Eurotatoria, Adinetida, Adinetidae. The record is from the annotation of a GenBank genome assembly.
AUGUCUGCUGGAAACAUGACUUCAUUAUUGAAAUUAUGUUCUGUCGAUUUGUGUGAACGUUCAGCUCUAGCCGUAUGUGAGUGUCAUAAUAAAGAUUUAUGUAAUGAUCAUUUUAUGGAACAUACUACUCAAUUGAUUUCUGUAGUCAACGAAACAAAUACAAAUACGGAUCAGACUAAAAAACCAUCAAUGGAAAAACGAUCUUGUUUGACGAUUCUUAACAAAUGGUGUAAAAGUGUUUAUCAAAAUGUGAAACGUUCGAAUAUUGAAAACAAUCAACAAAUCGAGCUUGGUGAAUUAGAAGUUAAUUUCAAUGAAUCAAUACAAAAUAAUACGAUAGUAGAAGAUAUUUCAAGCAAGAUAUCACAACAAAAUCUCUUUCCUUUUGAACAGCCCUAUCGAUCUGUUCAAGUAGUUAGUAAAAGUUCUAUAUCUAUGGCUUGUAGUAAUAAAUAUUUAUUAAUUGAACAAAAACCUUAUCUAUGUUUACUUGAUCAAACUUUAACUAUUGUUAAACAAAUUCCAUGGCCAUGUGAAUAUGUCAAUAUAUGUUGGGCAUCAACACUCAAUCAGUUUAUUUUAGUUACAAAAAAAAAUAUUUUUACUCUUGAUGAAAAUACAAUGGAACUUCAAGAAUGUACAAUUGUUCAUCAUAAUAAAAAAGAUUGGUCAUGUGCUGCAUGUUCUGAUACGACUUUAUACUUAUCAACUAUAGAUAUGUCUGCAUUUUUGUAUGAAUAUACUCUUCAUCCAUCAAUUGAAUUCGUUAAAGAAUGGCAUCCAUUAGCUAUUUGUCCACUAUACGAAUCUAUUCUUACUUUCAGUUAUAGAAAUGAAAAAUUAGCAUUUAUUAUUUGCAAUGCUCAUACCUUUCAAAAUCGUCUUGAUCUACAUUCAUCAAUUACAUUCGAAGUUUUGUGGUCAAUUCCACUGAGUAUACUUGCUCGAUGUUGUUCGAUAAAUAAUGAUCAAUGGAUCAUAAUAAAUGCUUUGGAAACUCAACUUUUACAUAUUUCUUCUGAUGGAAAUAUCUUACAAGACUAUAGAAAUAUAUCAUCAUCGAUGAAUCCUAUAGUAAAUGCUAUUCAAUGGAGUAACGAUACUAUCGUCACUGCUACAAUAAAAAGUCUCAACUUGCAUAAACUUUCAUAA